Molecule: messenger RNA, 2667 nt
Organism: Macadamia integrifolia
Lineage: Eukaryota; Viridiplantae; Streptophyta; Magnoliopsida; Proteales; Proteaceae
Product: putative disease resistance protein At1g50180
Exons: 1
Coding region: 1-2667 (888 amino acids)
Biological process (GO): defense response to other organism
Molecular function (GO): ADP binding
Source: RefSeq, a predicted model, not a curated record
AUGGUGGAAGCUUUGGUGACCUUUAUCCUUCAGAAAUGGUCCGAUCAACUUCUGCACCAGCCACUACUUCUAUAUGGAGUCAUAGAAAACGUCGAGUGGAUUCAUGGAGAGCUUCAAUAUCUGAAACCUUUCCUCAACGAUAGGGAAAGAGAGGAGCCAGUGGCUUCAUGGGUUCAAUUACUCAAAUGGUUAGUUUUUGAAUCAGAAGAUGCUAUUGAUGAGUUCAUGGCCAAAACAGAGUUGCAGAGCUGCAUUGACAAUGGUAGAAUCCUGUGUUCUAUGGAGGCCAUGAACUUCAAUUCCCAGCAACAAUUAAGUAAUCGAUUCAUGAGGGUCCGAAGAGAAUUGGAAGAAGUUCACAAAGGAAUCAAUGUAUGUGGACUUAAGGCUUCCACCAGAAAAACGAAAAUUCCGUUCUUCUCGUCUCGUCUCCCUGGAGAAUUUGAUUUGGUGGGGCGUGGAAGGGACUUGAAGCAGGUGGAGGAAUGGUUACUCGGAGGAGAGGGGCAGCAACUUGUUAUGAUUUCAUUGGUUGGGGUGGCUGGUUCAGGAAAAACUAGACUAGCGAAGAAAGCUUACCAGUUCAUGGAGAGACACUUCGAUUGCUUUGCUUGGGUUUUUGUCUCUGAGUCUGUCAACAUUAAGGAUCUCUUGCAAAAAAUCCUUCAAGCACUCUACAAAAGCAGAGAAGAGAAGGCUCCGGACGGCAUCGAAUCCAUGAAAGUGGAAAAGCUACAGGGAGCAAUUCUGAACUACUUGCAGGGGAAGAGGUAUGGACUAGUCCUUGAUGAUAUUUGGGAAGUUGGUGUUUGGGAAGAAUUAAAAUCUGCAUUCCCUCUUGAGGGUAAUGGGAGGAUAAUCUUCACCACCAUUAAUGCUUCUAUAAAUUUAGAUAAAGAAGUGUUCCAUGUUCAUAUGCUCAAGACUCUAUCUAACAGUCCUGCUUUGGAGCUCUUCUGUAAGAAAUCAUUUAAUGGAGAAUGCCCAAAAUACUUGAAGGAAUUAGCCAUUGAUAUGGUGACACAUUGCCAUGGAUUGCCCCUUGCAGUGGUGGCCUUGGGAGGGCUAAUGGCAAGAAUGGGUACUGAUCAAACAGAUUGGAAAACUGUCCUUGAAGAUCUCAAUGGUGCUCAAAAUUUAGUUGGGUCAGUGAAUCAAGUGUUGCUCACAUGUUACAACUUCUUAGGCCCUCACCUUAAGUAUUGUUUUUUGUAUUGUUCUCUGUUCCCUAAGGGCUAUGAGAUCACGAGGAACACAUUCAUUAAGUUGUUUGUAGGUGAAGGAUUCGUAGAGGAACUACCUGGGAAGACACCGGAGGAUGUCGCCGGUGAUUACUUUGUGGAGCUCGCCGAUAGGGGCAUGCUCGAGCCCAUAAUGUAUUACUAUGAUUCCAAUCUGCGAAGAUGCAGAAUGCAUGAUAUAGUCCAUGACUUCGCCAAUCAAAUGCUUGAGAAGGAAGACUUUGGAGUGAUUCAUAGCCCAAAAAUCACAAAGUUUUCCAAAUGGGUUCGGCGAGUAGGAGUUCAUAAUGACACCAUUGGUGCUCUGACUGAGCUUAGCAAGUUCAAUCUUCGAUCCUUGAUCAUGACUGGUAUUCAUCAACUCCCUUCCUACAUGAGUGAAGGGAUAUUGAGUCAUAAAUUACUGAGAGUGCUAGUUUUGGAAGAUGUAACCAUUGAUACAUUGCCUGAAGAGGUUGGUAAUCUCAUUCAUCUACGCUAUUUGAGCAUUGUCAAAUCAGGAAUCAAAGCUCUCCCUGCUUCAAUAGGAAAGCUGCAGAAUCUACUAUCUUUGUUAGCUGAGAAGACCAAGGUAACAAGCUUACCAGCUGAAAUUGCGUUGCUACAGAAACUGCGGCAUAUUGUGGUUGGUGAUUAUGCGAAAAGGGUUGUGCCGGUGCCGAAUGGGAUUAAAAAUCUAAGCAAUCUGCAAAUACUAUUUGGGGUGAAGAUUGAUUUCAGUUUCAUGGAUGAGUUGUGCUCUUUAACUCAACUCAGGAAAUUGGAUGUGGGAGAGGUGAAAGAUGGAGAUGAGCUUGCAAAACUAUGCAAUUCAGUUCAGAAAAUGCAAUGCCUUCGUCACCUAGCUAUCCGUAUGUCCUCUAGUGUUGUGGAAGACAGAAGCAAACAUCAAGAAUUAAGGAUUUUGUUGCCUCCACCUUGCCUUGAAGAUCUGUAUUUCAAUGGGAGUUUGAAGGAGGUACCCAAAUGGGUGGCUUCCCUUAACACCAUCCGCAUGGUUCAGCUUGUUGGAGCUAAAUUAAUGGAGGAUCCAUUCAGCAUUUUUUGUCAGUUACCCAAUCUGGUAUACUUGGGUCUAGAGGAAGCUUAUAUGGGGACAAAGUUGGGUUGCAGUGCAAGAGCAUUUCCUAAGCUUAGGAGCUUGGAUUUAGCAAAAAUGGAGAGGGUGGAAGAGUGGAGUGAUAUCAAGGAGGGGUCAUUUCAGAAAUUGGAAUACCUUACAAUUGGUGGUUGCAAGAAAUUGAAGAGGCUUCCUCAAGGGUUUCAAGAACUUAAAGCCCUUCAAAGGUUGCUGUUAGUAAACAUGCCAGAGGAAUUUGUUAGGAGGGUGAGCAUUGGAGGGGAGGACCAUUUGAUGGUUCAGCAGGUUCCAAGAAUUCUUGUUUCACACAAGUAUGAUGAUAAAAUGAAACUGUUCUGUUCAUGA